This is a messenger RNA of Rhodofomes roseus, 926 nucleotides long. RefSeq lists its product as uncharacterized. The transcript has 3 exons. The record is from RefSeq and is a predicted model, not a curated record. NCBI's taxonomy places the organism in Eukaryota, Fungi, Basidiomycota, Agaricomycetes, Polyporales, Fomitopsidaceae. The coding region runs from base 56 to 643 and encodes 195 amino acids.
UAUUAUUAUAGACGACAAGUCGGACAACAGACACUGCUCCUUCGUUUACCUGCCCAUGACACCUACGACACGACUACCUGCCGAGUUCACAAGCCUCUAUCGACUUGUCUUACGAGCCACUGCAGCAUCGGUUCUGAACAACGGAUCCGCUACGCAACAAUUACGAGUGUUAUGGAGACCGGGCUUCGACCGUGCGGCCGAGGUGCUGCAUCGCCUGCAAAGCACUCCUCUCGCGGAGAGUGAACGAACGACUCUGCAGCGGUGGUAUGGAGCUUGGGAGGCCCGGAUGGACAAGACGUUGUCAUUUCUAUCCAACUCAGCCCGUUCUCGCGGUCUGCCUCACCGUGUCACCCGUAACAUGAGUCACUUGCUGUGGUCAUAUCGAUUCUAUACAAGUAAAGUGUCGCUGUGGGAGCAUGACUCCUCCAGACCGCGAUGGAAGCCAAACCUACCGCAAAACCACGAUGCAUAUAAGCCACACGGCCUUAAGCCAGGAACUCGUUUAGAAGACAUUCAGUCCAGGAAAGCUCGGAGGGCCGAUAUGAACGAUGAGCAGUGGGCUGCGCUCGAUGAGGUCAUCUUGAUGGCUGAGGGUAGAGAAGGCCUGUCCCUUGGGAGGAUUACGCGACGGCAGUGGGCGUAGAGCGAUGGGGUUUCAGGUAAUUAACUGCUGAAUGGGAGGCGAGUAUCUCAUGAACCGAGACUUAUGGAUAGCUGCCCUUGCCCAGUACGCGUCUCCGGCGUAGCACCGACGAGUCUUUAUCGCUGCUAUGCAAGGCUUGCGUUCCUCGGAUGCCCGUAACAGUCGUACGUCUUGCCUGCCUACGGCUUCGUCCUCCAACUCAAUGUAUCUCCACGAUGGUCGAUCCCGAGCCGGGGCAUCUGCAUUCGUUGGCCCGCCACCCAAGUCAUUGCGUGUGAGACUG